This is a messenger RNA of Pristis pectinata (smalltooth sawfish), 2018 nucleotides long. RefSeq names its product dnaJ homolog subfamily C member 5-like. The transcript is spliced from 5 exons. Lineage: Eukaryota; Metazoa; Chordata; Chondrichthyes; Rhinopristiformes; Pristidae. Bases 134 to 685 code for a protein of 183 amino acids. The record is from RefSeq and is a predicted model, not a curated record.
UCUCCAUGUAUAGAACAGAGGUUUGGUAGCAGAAUUCACUAAGUCCCUGCACAAGAUUUCAACCCAGUUAUAGUCAAACUGGUGAAGUAAUUGUCUGCACUCUCUCAACGAAAGCAGAGACCUCAGGAAGUCAAUGAUGACCAACAGACUGGAGCGAUCCAAUUCAACGCGAGGUGAAACUCUUUACAGAAUUCUACAUUUGUCAAGGAAAUCUUCACCAGAAGAGGUCAAAGCAGCAUAUAGAAAGCUGGCACUGAGGUACCAUCCAGAUAAAAAUCCAGAUGACCCCACAGCAGCUGAGAAAUUCAAGGAGAUAAACAGAGCCCACAGCAUCCUCUCUGAUGAAAAGAAGAAGCGCAUCUAUGACUCGUAUGGUUCAGCUGGGCUGCACGUGGCCUCCAUGCUAGGGGAGGAUGGGGAGAACUUCAUGGCCUCACAGAGCAACUGCUGCGUGAAGUUUGUGACCUAUUUCUGUACAAUCAUCACAUGCUGUUGCUGCUGCUUGUGUUGCUGUUUCUGCUGUGGUAAAUGUUUGCCAAAGGAUGAUAAAACCAAUAAUAUUCCAGAGGACAGUCCCAUAUACACAGAUGAUUCAAACCCUAUUCUGGUUCAACCAUACACUGUGAACAGAGAAACUAGUCCAUUAAGCCAAGAGUUUGAUCACAGCCAAAACACAGUUAAAUAAGAAGUGAGAUAUUUGUUUUCAAUGGAGAUUCCAGGCUGCCUCAACCCUUGAAAACUUGGAAGAGCUUUUACUAUAUGUCACUGUUCUCCAUCACCUAGCAUUUGAUAAAGAAAUCUUCAGGGCUUGAAAUACAGAAGACCAUUUGGUCCCUGAAGUUCAUUACAUUCACAGACCAUGUAAAAUCGACUCCAUCAUAGACUAUGGUCAUUCAGAGAUGCAAUUACAGUGGAAUGAAGAGUGUGUCCAAACCAGGUUUCUUCCUCCAGUCUCCAAAACCCAAAAUCACUCUUUCAUGCUCAAAACUAUUUGAAUCCUUAUGAAAAUCAUCUUUCCUCUGCAGGUAAACCAAAGCCUUGCUUCCUACAUCAUUAGCCACGAUCGUUUCAUUAUUCACACAGCUAAAGAAACAUCAACUUCCCUAGAGCACUUGACUAGAUCAGUUUUGGUUUACUGACUGAUUGAGUUCCCGUUCAUCUACUUCUUCUUUGACCUUGAAGGCUAAAUGAAAUUGGAUUGAGAGGUGGGAUUAGAAAUUCAGCUAGACACCUUCAAAACAAAACUGUGCUGUGAAACUGAAGGUUAGGUUAAUAUGAAGGAAAGGAAAAUUUGCACUCUCAUUAUAAGAAUUUUAUCACCUCGUUACUUGGCAGGAUUUUAUUCCCCUUAGCAUGUCUCUUCCAGUGUAAAAAUCCUACAUCAGCCGAAAUAGAACACACAAAAUCCAUCUGAAUUGAGGUUUUUAGUGUUUGAAAAACAUAUGCUUAUAGAACAACAAAAUUUUAUAAAAUCCAAUUCCCCUGAAACACUUCUAUUAAACGGACCAACAGCCAAAAUCAUUCUUUGUCCUCACUGAGAAUUGUAAUCUCCUACAUUCUCAAAUACAACCUCAUAUGUGUGCAUUGACUGAUUUGCUCAUAGGGAUUAGGGUCAUGUCCACUCUCAGCUUUUAGUCUCAGGACCUAUUCCAUAAUGCUGCUGGUAAUUUGUGUCACAUUUUACAGUGUGCUGCUCACUGCUGCACUAGGAGAUUACCUAAACCCCCUCCCCAUGGAGGGGACACUCCGUCUGCUUUUCUUUCAGUCCACAGGAACAGGCAGCUUACUUGGCAGGCUUCCCCAAAGUGUGACCAAUCAAAGGCUGUACUCAUGUUCUUAAUGAAACCUCCUUGGAACAAGACUUUCCCAGAUUCAUCUCACCCCUGGGAGCAUCCUCCCACCCCCUAUCUGUCAUUGCAGCAUCCAUUCAUAGGUUGCCAACACUCCCAAGAGUGACGUUUGCAUUGUGGCAUGUCUCUUUAAGAGCUGGUUGCAAAGACACAUCUGGAACAUGUCAA